Molecule: messenger RNA, 1655 nt
Organism: Anoplophora glabripennis (Asian longhorned beetle)
Lineage: Eukaryota; Metazoa; Arthropoda; Insecta; Coleoptera; Cerambycidae
Exons: 2
Coding region: 254-1393 (379 amino acids)
Biological process (GO): proteasome-mediated ubiquitin-dependent protein catabolic process; multicellular organism development
Cellular component (GO): cytoplasm
Molecular function (GO): ubiquitin conjugating enzyme binding; ubiquitin protein ligase activity
Source: RefSeq, a predicted model, not a curated record
UUUCUUAGGCCGCGCAAUUUUUAACCCUAAAAACUAGUAUUUUACACAGAUUUUUUUCUUUUUAUCUGCCUCAGAGUUGCUAGAACACCACCAUUUUAAAAACUUUUCAUCAGGAUCGAGCGAUAUACACAGUGUCUUACAAUGUGACUGUUUCAUUUACGAAAUUUGUUUACUUUUCAUUUAGUGUAUUUAUUUACCUUGUAGGUUUUGCAAAGCAAAGUGAAGGUCAACGACUAAAGAUUCGUUAGCCAAAAUGGAGAACACCAACGGGGCGAUAUCCAGAGACACUUUGGCCAACUUGAAGUGUUCGAUAUGCGACAAUUUCCUAACAGUGCCACCUAUACUAAUCACAUCCCUCUACGGUAACCAGUACAAGUGCGGGAGGUGCUACUUCGUCGAGACAGAAGUGAACAUUCCGGCCACUAUGUUCGAAACGUUGGCCUCCACUAUGAGGUUCCCCUGCAUCCACCCGAGCUGCGAGAGGGAGAUCCCCUGGAACACCAUCAAGUCGCACGAGGAGACCUGCAUCCACCAGCCGAUGAAGUGCCCCUGCGGCGAAAUCUUGGAGAUACACGAGGCGCACAGGCAUUUCGUGGAAAACCAUCCCGACAUCAUAAGCGAGGAGAGCGUUAUUGUGGAGAACCCCGGGUUUUCGCAGUUCCACACGAGGCUUAUCGUUAAGAAUGACGUACCGUUCUUGGUGUACGUGCUCUGCGAGAGGAAGGCGGAUAUUAAGGUCGGAAUAUACAGCCUCCAGGACACCAUAAAAAAGUACGAGUUCCGGCUGGAGAUAUCGACGAACAGCAACAUGUCGAAGAUCACGAUCCCCAACAAGAAAAUCACCAAGUUCAACACGAGGGAGCACUGCUCCGACUGCCUGCUGCGCACCUGCAGAAUCACCUACCACAAGUACCAGAACGGCGCCAACAACCCAGUCUCCGAGAUGACCAGCGCCCGCGUCAACACCUCGUCCGUCUUCAAGGUCCUCAACUGCGACGACUUCAUCCUGCUGAUAACGGUGAUCGAGCGGGGCAACCGCGCCUACCUCGAGGCGAACUUCACGAGGAACGAGCAGAUACGCAAGUCGUGGGAGUGCCAGAUAUGCCAGGAGUACCUCGCGCCGCCCAUCUUCCUCUGCCCGACGGGCCACAGCCUGUGCGGCUCGUGCAAGAUGAAGAUGGCGGUGUGUCCGUACUGCAUUCUGGAUAUCGGCGAGUCGAGGAAUUUCACGCUGGAGGAGAUGGCGGAGCACGUCCAGUUGGCUUGUACGUACGAGACGAUGGGGUGCCGGUUCCUGGGCAACGUCGAGAAGUUGGCCAGGCACGAGGCGAAGUGCGAGAAUAGUAGGGCCGAGCCGUCAAGGAAGAAGUCCAGGCUCGACAUGAGCGAGUGACGGGACUGGGAGAAUUUUUUUUAUCGAGAGCGUCGUAGACUGUGUAGGUUUGUAAGUAUUUUUGUAUGGUAGGCGUAGAAGGCGGCGGCGGCGGCCUGAUUUUACGAUUUUAAGGUAGGUUUAUAAACUUUUUUAAUAAUCGUUCGCUGUAGCGUAAAAUUUUCGGAAAUGCGAAAUUUUCUUCUAUUUUCGAGAGCGACGAACACGGAUCUGAAGUUAUUAAUGCACAAAUAACAGACUUUCCUCCAUUCUAACGCAGAUU